AAAUCCCGCCAACUAUUCGGUUAAUUUCGCUACAUCCGAAGAGAAACGCGAUUGUGAAUCUUUGGGAAACGCUUGAGGAAGUCUCCGAGGGAAUUUAGGAGGCAGCGAUGGCGGAUUUGGACCACCGGUAGAUACUGGAAGCAGAGUGAGCGAGAGAGGGAGAGGGAGAGGGAGAGAGUUUGAAGAUAUUCUCCUGCGAGUUUGUGAAGUUUGGUAAUGGCAUGAUUCUGUACGCGUUAAUGGAGCAGGGGGCUUUAUAGAGAUUGUAAAGGGUAGAUUUUUUGCCUUUUUCUUCUCUGGUUUUCGCUAUUCCGGCGACGUGUUUGGUUGUUUCUGGUUUGCUUGAUAUGGGCGCUGGCUGGAGGCGAAUAACGGCGGUGGGCUGUGGGAGUGUGGAGCCGGAAGGAAAGAGGAGGGGGAGAGGGCUUAGGACGAUGCAGGCUGGGAGGGCGUCUUGCCGGGGUAGCUAGGCUGGAUGGAGCCGUGAAAGGACGGUGCAUCUUUGAUCUUAUUAAGCUUGAUUACCGUCUCUUCGAUAACGAGCACGGGUUCUUGUCGGAGUUCUUUGGAGAACUUUUUUUUUUUUUUUUUUUUUUUUUUUGAGCAGACUGAUGGGGUUUGAUCUGAGAGAGGCGCUUCAACGCCUCUGCGUCGAGAUUGGGUGGUCGUAUGCUGUUUUCUGGAGGGCGAUCGGAUCGCCAGUCCCGACGCAUUUGGUCUGGGAAGAUGGAUAUUGGUGUGGGAAAACACAACUUUCAGGGUGCGAUGACGUGAGUUUUCAUGUUAAUUUGUCUGGUGAAUUUCAAAGACAAGGAGAGGGCACCAUAGAUGAGCUGGUUAGCAAGUCCAUGGUACCGCAGGUUCAUGCUAUAGGAGAUGGGAUAGUCGGACAAGCUGCUUCAAUAGGAAAUCAUAAAUGGAUUCUCAGAGAUGUUGCUAUUGGCAGGGAACCCAUUUACUCGCAUUCGUCGGAGUUGAGAAACCAAUUUUUGUCAGGGAUUCAGACAAUUGUUAUCAUACCUCUGCUUCCACAUGGUGUUGUACAAUUUGGUUCUAUCCUGAGGGUUAUGGAGAAUAAUCUGUUUAUAAAUCAUGUAAAGUCUUCUUUUAUGCGGUUGGUAUGUGAACCAGGGUCUUACGUUUCCGUUCAAGAGGAUUUGUAUCGGAGCGGUCUUCAACCUUCAUCCUUUAGCUCUGCAGUUUCUGAUUACCAAUUUCAAGAUGAUUGCAGCAAUAUAGAUAGAUCCUUAUCUGUGAGAUGCAACCGUCAGCUUUCUAUAUCUUCAUUUUCAAAAUCAUUGAGCCAGGCUUCUUCUUUAUCCACGGGGUGUCAUGAAAAUCUUUCCAAAAUUGAUGCAGAACGGCUGUUGAACAAGAAAAUUGUGAGUAGUUCAUUUCGCCCUGUUGCUGUGUCGUGCAGGCCUAUGAUUCAUUCAACUGGAAACUCUGCCUUGCAUCUCAAUAAAAGGCUUGAAAAUGGACUGGUGGGGGCUCACGUAAUAUCACAUAGGGAUAUUCUGUCUGCAGCAAAUGGGACUUGUACUACUGACAAUGCAUCUUUCAAAGGAGUGAACUUCCCGUUUGUGUGUGGUAGCAGAAAUCAGGAACCUGCUAUUGGUAUUAAGGCCUCAGCAGAAAACAUGUUUGGAGAUCUUGACAUGUAUUCUCUUCAUCCAAAUUCUGCAACCUCGGAGUCCGCAAAUGGUUAUGGAAAAUUUACUUCAGCUGCAGCUUGCACUAAAGAAGAUAUCCAGAGUCUUCAGGGCAUGACACGGAGUAUUAACACCUCAAAUGGAAACGAAGGAAUUCCAAUGAGCCAUGGUUUAAAGGAUUCCAUCAUCAACAACUGCCAAGGAAUGCCAAGUUCUCGCCAUCUAAACCAGAAACAUGAUUUACCAGCGCCCCAUGGGUUUUCAUCCAGACCCUGUUCAAGUACCAUUAGAGCUAGUCUAGGGACUGAGAGUGCAAACAGUUAUUUGAAUCCCAUUCAAAACGAUGAAAGUUUGCAGAGUCGAGGAAUUGAGAUUGACUCUACUCCCUUUCUUUUACCAAAUGAGAAAUCUUCACUUUUCCUUCCAUUGGCUACUUCAGGGGAUGAUCUAUUUGAUGUGUUGGGUAUUUAUGGCAGUUUGGAUAGAGGUUUUGCUGACCAGCAAUUGGCUGUAGAUGUUACUUCUUGCAAUACAAAAGUGAACCAUCCCCCUAUGGCUUACUCUCUAAAUAAUGAUUUAUCUCGUGCUGAUAUAUUUUCAGAAUCCAAUACCGACCAGUUGUUGGAUGCUGUCGUUUCAAAGAUCAAUCCAGCUGCCAAAAGGUGUUUUGAUGAGAAUACAUCUUACAAGACAUCAACAACAAAAGUUAGCGGUUCAUCAGUCUUUUGCAGUUCUCUUAGUAAUGAUGGGUCUGCUUCAUCAGGAAAAAAACAUGAAGGUUAUAUUUCUCCUUCAUUGUUGACAAGUAAUGCAGAAACAGCAGCUUCAACUCCUGUGAGAUCAGGUGAUAGUAUGGAUGACACUGAACGGUCAGGCUGUUAUAGAUCUCAAAUUUGCUUAUGGGCUGAAAGUGGGCAAAACAUGAAAAGUGAUAAACUGUAUGAUUCACAUGCUGAAAGGGUUGAUGAAAUAAACAAGGUUAAUCGGAAACGGCCAAGGCCUGGAGAGACCCCAAGACCAAGGCCUAAAGACCGCCAGUUAAUAAUGGACCGUGUCAAGGAAUUACGAGAAAUUGUGCCUAAUGGGGCUAAGUGUAGCAUUGAUGCUUUAUUGGAAAAGACCAUCAAGCACAUGCUAUUCCUGCAAAGUGUGGCCAAGCAUGCAGACAAGCUGAGAGAUUCUGGAGAACCAAAGAUCAUCAGUAAGGAUGGAGUUGUCCUCUUAAAAGAUAAUUUUCAAGGCGGUGCAACCUGGGCAUUUGAAGUUGGUUCUCAACCCAUGACAUGUCCGAUCAUAGUCGAGGAUCUUAAUCCACCUCGUGAAAUGCUCGUGGAGAUGCUUUGCGAGGAGCGAGGAGUCUUUUUGGAGAUAGCUGAUUUAAUCAGAGGCUUGGGUCUGACCAUCCUGAAGGGAGUGAUGGAAGCUCGCAAAAACAAAGUUUGGGCACGCUUUGCAGUGGAAGCAAACAGGGAUGUGACAAGAAUGGAGAUUUUUCUAUCACUUGUUCGCUCGCUAGAACCAGUUCAUAACAGUUCAUAUCCAGUUUAUAACUGCAACAUGCCUAAUAAACUUAUCUGAUCCUUUUCAAUGAGCUGUUUGAUUUUGAUUUUGCCUCUUCUUCUAGUUCAGGGAAUGCUGAGAGCAGGUCUCGGCAUUGACUGCUAUGACUGGCAUUCCCAUGGUUUCCUUGGAUGCUAGCGCUGUAAUUAGGGCUGUUAAUGGUGUGUAAGCUUAUUUUGUAGAAUUGCUAGUGCUUGUUUUUUUUUUUGUUUUCUUUCUCCUUUUUGUUUUGUCCAAUUUGGUUUCAGCUUCUGGGAUGAUUCCCUUUGGAUUAUAUGAUGUAUUGUGUUAGUGAUAUGGAAUGUGGUGGCUGGUUGAACAAAA
Molecule: messenger RNA, 3536 nt
Organism: Phalaenopsis equestris
Lineage: Eukaryota; Viridiplantae; Streptophyta; Magnoliopsida; Asparagales; Orchidaceae
Product: transcription factor LHW-like
Exons: 10
Coding region: 612-3230 (872 amino acids)
Biological process (GO): regulation of DNA-templated transcription
Molecular function (GO): protein dimerization activity; DNA-binding transcription factor activity
Source: RefSeq, a predicted model, not a curated record